AUGGAUCAAUCUAUCUCAUUCUGUUCCUAUCUAUCUAUCUAUCUAUCUAUCUAUCUAUCUAUCUAUCUAUCUAUCUAUCUACUUCAUUCUGUUCAUGUCUAUCUAUCUCAUUUUGUUUAUAUCUAUCAAUCAUUCUGUUCAGCAUCUACUCAUCUAUGUCAUUCUGUUUAUAUCUAUCUAUCUAUCUAUCUAUCUAUCUAUCUAUCUAUCGUUUUCGUUCUGUUCAUAUCUAUCUAUCUAUCUAUCUAUCUAUCUAUCGUUUUCGUUCUGUUCAUAUCUAUCUAUCUAUCUAUCUAUCUAUCUCAUUCUUUCCAUAUCUAUAUAUAUAUAUAUAUAUACCUAUCGCAUUCUCUUCUUGCUUAUCUAUCUAUCUAUCUAUCUAUCUAUUUAUCUAUCUAUCUAUCUACCUUAAUCUUCUCAUAUAUCUCUCAGACUGACCGUAUCUAUCUAUCUAUCUAUCUAUCUAUCUAUCUAUCUAUCCCAUUCUCUUCAUAUCUAUCUACUCUUGCCCUUCCCUAUACGUUCCGGCUAGUUUCAUAA
Messenger RNA from Acanthosepion pharaonis, 540 nucleotides. The record is from the annotation of a GenBank genome assembly. NCBI's taxonomy places the organism in Eukaryota, Metazoa, Mollusca, Cephalopoda, Sepiida, Sepiidae.